Gekko japonicus is the source of this 3791-nucleotide messenger RNA. It is a transcript of the gene NAA25, whose product is annotated as N(alpha)-acetyltransferase 25, NatB auxiliary subunit. The record is from RefSeq and is a predicted model, not a curated record. NCBI's taxonomy places the organism in Eukaryota, Metazoa, Chordata, Lepidosauria, Squamata, Gekkonidae. The transcript has 24 exons. Gene Ontology annotation, biological process: N-terminal peptidyl-methionine acetylation. The coding region runs from base 8 to 2863 and encodes 951 amino acids. Gene Ontology annotation, molecular function: protein-N-terminal amino-acid acetyltransferase activity; protein binding. Gene Ontology annotation, cellular component: NatB complex; cytoplasm.
UCUCAUCAUGGCGGCGCGGAGCCAUGUGCAGGACCCCAACGACCGGCGCCUCCGGCCCAUCUACGAUUACCUUGAUAAUGGCAAUAAUAAAAUGGCAAUCCAGCAGGCAGACAAGCUGCUGAAAAAACACAAAGAUCUUCACUGUGCGAAGGUUUUGAAAGCCAUUGGCCUGCAGAGAACUGGGAAACAAGACGAAGCAUUCACUUUGGCUCAAGAAGUAGCAGCCCUUGAACCCACGGAUGACAAUUCAUUACAAGCUCUCACUAUCCUUUACCGGGAAAUGCAUAGACCGGAGCUGGUGACGAAACUCUACGAGGCAGCUGUGAAGAAGGUCCCCAGCAGCGAAGAGUAUCACUCCCAUCUCUUCAUGGCCUAUGCAAGGGUUGGAGAAUACAAGAAGAUGCAACAGGCUGGAAUGGCACUUUAUAAGAUUGUACCAAAAAACCCUUACUAUUUCUGGUCGGUGAUGAGCUUAAUCAUGCAGUCUAUAUCUGCAAAGGAUGAAAACCUCUCGAAAACCAUGUUUUUACCACUAGCGGAAAGGAUGGUAGAAAAAAUGGUGAAGGAAGACAAAAUUGAAGCUGAAGCCGAAGUCGAGCUGUAUUACAUGAUUCUGGAACGUUUGGAGAAAUAUCAGGAAGCCCUGGAUGUUGUGAGAGGAAAACUAGGAGAGAAGCUGACAAGUGAGCUCCAAAGCAGAGAGAUCAAAUGCAUGGAGAUCCCAGAUGACUGGCAGUUCUAUAUAAUUUACUUUGACUCCAUCUUUCAACUGAUCGAUGAAGCCUGGACGCCUCCGGCUGAAGGCGAGCACUCUCUGGAGGGUGAAGUGCAUCACAGUGUAGAACAGGCCGUGACUUUCGUAGAGCAGAGGAUAUCGAAAGAAGCCAACAGCACUCGGCCGCUCCGGGGACCGUACCUUGCCCAGCUGGAGCUGAUCAGACGCUUGCGGCACAGAGGGUGCAGUGAGGAACACAAGCUGGGCAGUCCAGAUGAGCUCAUGUUUGAGUAUUUCAAACGAUUUGGAGAUAAACCCUGCUGCUUUACUGAUCUCAAGGUGUUUGUAGACCUCCUCCCAUCAACCCAGUAUACAAAGUUUAUCAACCAGUUGUUAGGCGUCAUCCCUCUGUCGGCACCAUCGGAAGGCAAACUCGCGCUGCCCGCUAACAUCAAGGCUUUGCAACAACAUUUGUGUGUGGUGCAGUUGACGAGGUUACUUGGCCUCUACCAUGCCAUGGACAGAGCCCAAAAACUGGGGGCCGUCCGGGAUCUGAUGCUGCGGUAUCGGCACGGGCUGGAGUUUGGAAAAUCCUGUUUGAAAACAGAAUUGCAGUUUUCAGACUACUACUGUCUACUUGCUGUUCAUUUGCUCCUGGACAUCUGGCUAGAGGCAGGUGAAGAGCCGGCUGCCUGGCAGUGCUUGACUUUGCUAGAAGAAGGGCUGACUCACAGUCCCUCAAACGCUCAGUUCAAACUGCUGCUCAUCCGAAUCUACUGCAUGCUCGGGGCGUUUGAACCAGUUGUGGAGCUCUACUCCAGCCUCGACGCAAAGCACAUACAGCACGACACCAUCGGUUACUUGCUGACACGCUAUGCCGCGGCCCUCGGUAACUACAUUGCUGCAUCGCAGUCCUGCAACUUUGCGCUCAGGUUUUUUCACUCCAACCAGAAAGAUACCUCAGAAUACAUUAUUCAAGCUUACAAAUAUGGUGCAUUUGAGAAAAUACCAGAAUUCAUCGCUUUCAGGAACAGGCUAAACUCCUCGCUUCACUUUGCACAAGUCCGCAUAGAGCGGAUGUUGUUGGACCUCUUACUUGAAGCAAACAUAACAAUGAGUUUGGAAGAAAGUAUAAGGUCGAUGAGUCUGAGUCCGGAAGAGGACGACAUUCCCUGGAAUGACUUGCGCGAUAACAGAGACCUAACUGUCCUAUUCAACUGGGACCCAAAAGACAGGGGCAUUUCCGAAGAGCAUCGAAAACUCUCCCUGGAGGAAGAGACCAUCUGGUUGCAGAUCCGGUCUUUGACGCUAAGGCUGAUAAGCGGCCUGCCGGCUCUCGGCCACCAUGCUCACCCAAAGAACUCUGAAAAGACCACGGAGAACGGCGUUUCCUCCAAGAUCGACACGAUACGGGCUCUCCUGCAGCAGCUAGACGUGGCAGUGAAUUCUGGGAAGCAGUUUCUGGAGCAGAAGGUUCAGUACCCGGUCCUUGGCCCUCCUCCUUCCCGAAUGGCCGGCUUCUUCAGCAGUGGGAGCUGCCAGUGUCAGACCACCUUGUUCUACCUUGUUAGUGAAAUCUAUGAACUCGAUACCAAUGGCUUAGAAGAUUCAACAUUAAUUCAAGAGAGAAUAGGGAACAGCUUUAAAUUGUUGCUUCAACAGCUAACAGAUCUGUUCAAUAAAUGCAAAGGUGACUUACUGGAAGUCACAGAGGGCAGCUUCACAAGCCAUCCAAACAUCUUAGAAAACCUUGUCUUCUUCCUUGAGACAAUCUCCAUUGUCCUGUGGGUGUGUAGUUACUCUGAUGCAGUCCUCCGGCCUUGCAGAUCAAACUUGCAGAAGAAGAAAAAGAAGAAAAAAGACAGCAUCGCAGCCAUGCCCCCAGUGUUUUCCAGCUUCCAAGACUACAUCUCUGGGCUCCAGACACUCACUUCCAAUGUGAUCGACCACAUCAAAGGGCUUGAAGUUACUCUAACUGCACUUAAACUUGAAGAGCUGUCCAUAGAAGACACUUUACUGUCACCGGAAGAAAAGAAGUUUACAAAGACUGCGCUAGUGAAGGUCCAGAACAGUUACCAGCAUUCAAUUCAAGAAAUUGGUGAACUGCUGAGAAAAAGACUCGAUAGUAUCAAAAACCUGAAGGUUUGAGGAAGCGCCUCUCGGGCACCAGACACCGGGCACCGCUAGGCAAGAAUCGACAUCUGCUGCCAUACUUUGAACGUUGAAAAUCUGGAACUUCCUCAUAAAUGCAUGAAGGACUUUGAUCGUAAAAAUAGUUUUUUUAUGUAUUAAAAAAGAUAUAUUCAAGCCGAUUUAAAUUAUUGUACAUAGAACCAGAAGCAGGGACCCUCCUCAGUCAGGGUUAGACCACUUUUUAUACAUGUUCAUAAGCCUAUUGUAACAGAAACAAAACGAACCCCAAUCUGUUUCAUUUUCCUUGGUGGUGGGGGAGCGUUCUCCAGAAACUCUUUGGGGGCUUGAAGUCUUUAGAAGCAGCAAUAGAAAAUCCAGUGUAAAGCAUAUUUCAAAGGAGUUUGUAUUUUUCCAUUGCACAAUGCCGUGUUUAUAGUUUUGUGUGUGGAUUUUUUUUUGCCUUAGAAAAAGCAGAAUUCCCAGAGGCCUGUGUUCAGCUGUGGAACUCUUUGGGUGUUUCUUUCCACCACAACAUCUGCUUUGGUUAUGGAGCUGGCUUGUCUGACUCAUAUAGCCACCCUCACAACCACUGCUGGGUAAAAGUGCUACCUAAGUUAGUUUCAGCUUUUAAGACCACAGAGUCUCCUUUUCCACCCGGUCGGAGGAAAGGAGCAACAUUGGAGAAGGUUCUAUAAAUGUACAGGUUACUAAAGAUGAAAUAAGAAUUGCAAAAGGAAUUUGUAAGCCUGUAUGAAAGUUUUAACUUUCUAAACUUCAGAUCAACAGAAGUCAAAGUGUCAUUGGUCACACACCUCGAGACCCAUCUCUGCUCUUGGGCAGUUUCAAAUAGUAUGAUGAAGGAGACAGGGUGUAUAAUUUGAGCAGUGCUUCCUUGUAAUUCUUUCAUCUGGACUAGAUCCUGAUCACUUUUGCGAAAGGCGCA